GCGAGCCUUUCACGAAUUGCGAGGUAAUGGCGGUCAUGGCGAUCAUUGCGUUGACCCUUCUCAUGAUCACGCGAUGCCCGUUUACUGCGUCGUCCCUUGGGCCAUGGAGUUGGGGGAGGCAGAUAGGGAGGCCUUGCAGCACAACGCCAGGAACGGCCAAAAACGCAAGGUGGCUCCCCCUCGCGCGGCCCUGAUGGAGCUAUGGGACGUGUGCCUGUCCAUGGAGGUUGGCCUGAACAAGCUCUGGGCAGGUGUAGGAUUCGAGGCCGAUCCCCCGAAUAUGCACAAUUUCGACGGUGCCCUGGAGUUCGGCCUUGGACUUACGAGAACAAAGCAGCAGGCCCCCUUGUGUUGGCAUAGGACUAUGGGAAUGGGAUUGUUCAAGGACCAUAAGGAGGGGGCCCGCGGCGGGAGAGUGGUCCACUGCCUGCUCGCGAUGGGCAAGGCGUACUGCGCCAAGCGCUUGAGUCCCUUGUACGCGGCGGGCUGGUCGUACGGCGUCGCGUUCAAGGACAUGGCCAACGCAUUCGGCAGCAGCGAUUCGCCCACGCUGAGCGAC
Prorocentrum cordatum is the source of this 559-nucleotide messenger RNA. NCBI's taxonomy places the organism in Eukaryota, Dinophyceae, Prorocentrales, Prorocentraceae. The record is from the annotation of a GenBank genome assembly.